UUUUUGUUCAUGUUUUUGUUGCUUCAUCUCUAUCAUGCCACGUAGCCUCCUUUUCUUCUAAUGAACCUUGUUCUACUUCUGUUCUGUAUAUUUUAGUUCAUUACACGGCAACAACGUGCGGAUUUUCAUCUACUUUGCCCCAUUCGUCAACUACGUGUUCACUCCCCGUAAUAAUUUGAACCAUGCACCACACUUGUCUAUAUCUUGGUGCGAUUUUCUUCGCUCGUGGCUCGACACAAAUGAGCGCAGGAGGCCUGAUGGAUGUGGCCUACUUCCCCGUGUUCAUCCUCCUGCUCCUGAUUUGUUUCUGCAAAUCCGACGACCAGCUGACAGACGCAAGGUCACUCGCCCCCGGCGACAUGCUCAUCUCCAAGGAUGGCGUCUUUGCUCUUGGCUUCUUCUCCCCUGCCAGCUCCAACGUGAGCCUAUAUGUCGGGAUUUGGUUCCACGGCAUCCCCGAGCGCAGCCGCACCAUCGUGUGGGUCGCCAACCGCGAUAGCCCAGCCACCACCGCUUCUUCCCCGACGCUCACCAUCAGCAGCAACAGUUCCGACCUCGUCAUGUCGGAUUCCGAAAGCCGCACUCUCUGGACGACGCAGAACAACAUCUCUGCCAAAGGUGCCGGCGCUUCCGCGGUGUUGCUCGACAACGGGAACUUGGUCCUCCGGCUGCCGAACGGCACGGACAUAUGGCAGAGCUUCGACCACCCGACCGACACCAUCCUCCCAGGCAUGAGGUUCUUGCUGAUCCACAGGGCCCGCAUCGCCGGGCGCCUUGUUGCUUGGCGAGGCCCCGAUGACCCCUCCACUGGAGACUUCUCAUUCGGCCUUGACCCCGUCUCGAACCUCCAACUCGUCGUUUGGCACGGGACCAGGCCGUACUGCCGCAUCAGCGUCUGGAACGGCGUAUCCGUGUCCGGCGGCAUGUACGCGAGCAGCUCCAGCUCCAUCGUCUACCAGACCAUCGUCAACACCGAGGACGAGUUCUACCUCACGUACACGGUCUCCGAUGACUCGCCGUACUCGCGGAUCACGCUGGGCCACACGGGCACCAUGAAGCUCCUGAGCUGGGACAGCAACUCUUCGUCGUGGACGGUCGUCUCUGAGCGCCCCACCGGCAGCUACGGCCUCUACGAUUCGUGCGGCCUGAACGGCUACUGCGACUUCACCGGGGCCACUCCGGCAUGCCAGUGCCUCGAUGGGUUCGAGCCCGACGGUCUCAACUCUUCGAAAGGGUGCCGGAGAAUGGAAGCGCUGCAGUGCAGCAAGGAAAGUCACUUCGUGGCCUUGCCCGGGAUGAGGGUUCCCGACAAGUUCGUGCUCCUCCGGAACAGAAGCUUCGGGCAGUGCGCGGCCGAGUGCAGCAGCAACUGCUCGUGCACGGCUUACGCUUACGCCAACCUGAGCAGCGCAGGCGCCAUGGGCGACCAGUCAAGGUGCUUGGUUUGGACAGGCGAGCUCAUCGACACAUGGAAAAGCAACAACUAUGGCGAGAAGCUCUACCUCCGGCUUGCCGACCCUACUGUUCAAAAGAAGACCAAUCUAGUAAAGAUUGUACUCCCGGUCAUGGCAUGCUUGCUGCUACCCACAUGCAUAGCCCUUGUCUGGAUAUGCAAAUUCAGAGAGAAAUGGAGAAACAAGGAAAUUCAGAAGAAAUUGGUGCUAGGAUACUUGAGCGCCUCCAAUGAAAUCGGAGGCAAACAUGUAGAAUUUCCAUUUGUUAGCUUCAGCGACAUUGUUGCUGCAACUGACAAUUUCUCUGACUCCAAUAUGCUAGGAAGAGGAGGUUUUGGCAAGGUUUACAAGAAGGAUGCAAUCAUACAGGGAAUGUUGGAAGGUGGCAAGGAAGUUGCUGUCAAAAGGCUUAGUCAAGGUUCUGGACAAGGUAUUGAUGAAUUCAGAAAUGAAGUGGUUGUACUUGUCAAAUUACAGCACAGGAACCUAGUUAGACUGCUUGGUUGCUGCAUUCAUGAAGAUGAAAAGUUACUGAUCUACGAAUACUUGCCUAACAAAAGCUUGGAUGCCUUCCUUUUUGACGCUUCAAGAAAACAUGUGCUUGAUUGGUCGACACGGUUCAAAAUAAUUAAAGGUGUAGCAAGAGGGCUUCUAUAUCUCCACCAAGAUUCAAGAUUAACAAUAAUUCAUAGAGAUCUUAAACCAAGCAACAUCUUGUUGGACACAGAAAUGAGCCCCAAAAUAUCAGAUUUCGGUAUGGCGCGAAUAUUUGGUGGAAACCAGCAACUAGCAAACACUACCCGGGUUGCCGGGACAUAUGGUUACAUGUCUCCUGAAUAUGUGACGAGCGGUACCUUUUCUGUCAAAUCGGAUACCUAUAGCUUUGGUGUUCUUCUCUUGGAGAUUAUAAGUGGCUUCAAGAUAAUCUCAUGUCAAUUCAUAUCGGACUUCCCAAACCUUAUAGCUUAUGCAUGGAGAUUAUGGGAAGAUGGAAAUGCAACAGAAUUGGUGGACUCAUCAGUUGCUGAGAACUGUUCACUCCAUGAAGUUUUGCGGUGUAUUCAUGUAGGACUUUUGUGUGUUCAAGACAAUCCGAAUGCACGGCCACUCACGUCAUCAGUAGUGUUUAUGUUAGAGAAUGAAUCCACAUUGCUUCCACCACCAAAGGAGCCUGUAUAUUUUGCACCAAGGAAUAAUGAAAUUGAAGAAACAAGGAGAAACAUGGAAAGUUCUAUGAAUACCUCGGGCAUCACAACACUAGAGGGGCGCUAGAUGUUUAACAUUAGCAUAGAUGGUUGUAAUGUAUGUGAGUUUACAGUAUUCAAAAAGGAAAUCUGUGAGCUUACUAUAAUGAAAACACUGAAUUGGAGUUUACACCAUGAGGGAAACAUAAAAUAAUAUACAGGGAAUUGAGAGUGA
Phragmites australis (common reed) is the source of this 2873-nucleotide messenger RNA. RefSeq names its product G-type lectin S-receptor-like serine/threonine-protein kinase B120. The transcript is spliced from 7 exons. The coding region runs from base 183 to 2726 and encodes 847 amino acids. Gene Ontology annotation, molecular function: ATP binding; protein serine/threonine kinase activity. NCBI's taxonomy places the organism in Eukaryota, Viridiplantae, Streptophyta, Magnoliopsida, Poales, Poaceae. The record is from RefSeq and is a predicted model, not a curated record. Gene Ontology annotation, biological process: protein phosphorylation; recognition of pollen.